This is a messenger RNA of Chelmon rostratus (copperband butterflyfish), 1437 nucleotides long. RefSeq names its product gamma-aminobutyric acid type A receptor subunit beta1 (gene gabrb1). Gene Ontology annotation, cellular component: synapse; membrane; neuron projection. Lineage: Eukaryota; Metazoa; Chordata; Actinopteri; Chaetodontiformes; Chaetodontidae. Gene Ontology annotation, molecular function: neurotransmitter receptor activity; extracellular ligand-gated monoatomic ion channel activity; GABA-A receptor activity. Bases 1 to 1437 code for a protein of 478 amino acids. The record is from RefSeq and is a predicted model, not a curated record. The transcript is spliced from 9 exons. Gene Ontology annotation, biological process: signal transduction; nervous system process; chemical synaptic transmission.
AUGUGGAGGACUCUGGACCGCGGAUGCUGGGGGAUCUGCUGCUUAUCCCUGCUGGCGACUGUAGUCUGCGGAGCGCAAAGUGCCAACGAACCUAGCAACAUGUCAUAUGUGAAAGCCACCGUGGACAAGCUGCUGAAGGGCUAUGACAUCCGUCUGCGGCCUGAUUUUGGAGGCGCCCCUGUGGAUGUUGGCAUGAGCAUAGACAUCGCUAGUAUUGACAUGGUGUCUGAAGUCAAUAUGGACUACACCAUCACCAUGUACUUCCAGCAGUCGUGGAGAGACAAGCGCCUCUCCUACACAGGCAUUCCUCUCAACCUCACUCUGGACAACCGGGUGGCAGACCAGCUGUGGGUCCCUGACACCUACUUCAUUAAUGACAAGAAGUCCUUUGUCCACGGGGUGACGGUGAAGAACCGGAUGAUCAGACUGCACCCUGAUGGAACUGUGCUCUAUGGUCUCAGGAUCACGACGACAGCUGCCUGCAUGAUGGACCUGCGCAGAUACCCACUGGAUGAGCAGAACUGCACCUUGGAGAUUGAGAGCUAUGGAUACACCACUGAUGACAUCGAGUUCUACUGGCAGGGAGGAAGCAACAGAGGUUCAGUCACUGGGGUCGAGAACAUCGAACUGCCCCAGUUCUCCAUCAUAGACUACCAAACGCUCUCCAAGAAGGCCGUGUUUGCCACAGGUUCUUAUCCACGUCUGUCCCUGAGCUUUAAGCUGAAGAGGAACAUUGGCUAUUUUAUCCUGCAAACCUAUAUGCCCUCCACCCUGAUCACCAUCCUGUCCUGGGUCUCCUUCUGGAUCAACUAUGAUGCCUCGGCUGCCAGAGUAGCCUUAGGUAUAACCACGGUGCUAACCAUGACCACCAUCAAUACGCACCUGAGGGAGACUCUACCCAAGAUCCCCUAUGUCAAGGCCAUUGACAUUUACCUCAUGGGUUGCUUUGUGUUUGUCUUUCUGGCCUUGCUGGAGUACGCCUUUGUCAACUACAUCUUUUUCGGUCGAGGUCCUCACCUGCAGAAGAAGGUGGCAGAAAAGGCUGCCAAGUCCAACAACGAGAACAAGAGCAGACUGGAAAGCAACAAAGUGCAGGUUGAUGCUCACGGCAACAUUCUUCUAACCAACCUAACCAGCGAGAUGGGUGGAGCAGAUAUGAUGGGAGCGCUCAACGACCCUCGGGCUACCAUGUUCUCUUACGAUAGCGCCAGCAUACAGUACCGCAAGCCCAUGACCAGCCGAGACCUGUAUGGACGACCGGCCAUUGACCGGCCAAUAGGCCACAAGAAGGGUCGCUUGCGGAGGAGGGCCUCGCAGCUCAAAGUCAAGAUCCCCGACCUCACGGAUGUCAACGCCAUAGACAAAUGGUCUCGUGUCGUCUUUCCAAUCGCAUUCACCUUCUUCAACCUAGUCUACUGGCUUUAUUAUGUCCACUAG